UUUCUUAUAUUCUAACCUGCCGCUGUUUACACAUCAUUUUCACAAUUUUCAAUACCAAUAAUCUCUUUUAUAAAUUAACCAUUUUCUCCUAUACUCCCCUCACUCUCUCAACCUUCAUUUCCUUAAACAAAUCAAAACCUUAAACCUUAAUCCUUAAUCCAUCAUGUAUUCAUCGUACCGUUCUUCUGUUGCAACACUAAAGCCUUGUUACAUAGAACAAGACAACGGUUUAGCUUCCUUAAAAAACAUGGAUGUUUCUAGUCACCUUGCUAACAGUUUCGUUACGAAAUCAAUGACUAUGAUAACCAUGGGUUAUUCUUAUUCCAACAAAACUAGUUUCAGGAAUAUGAAUGUUUCUUCAUCUAGAUCUGGUGGAAGAUUCUAUGAUACUAGAUUUGAAGAUCAACAACCACACUUUCUUGAAGCUUGUUCUCUUUGUAACAAACCACUUGGUCACAAUAAAGACAUCUUCAUGUAUAGGGGUGAUACACCUUUUUGUAGCGAAGAGUGUAGACAAGAACAAAUAGAGAUAGAUGAAAUGAAGGAGAAGAAUAUGAAUCUUGCUUCAUCUAUGAAGGCUUUGAAGAAUAAGGAGCAAAGAAAAUCGAAUUCUUCAAAGGUUCAAGGCCAAGAUUAUUCGUUUCGUACAGGGACAGUUAUUGCAGCAUAGUUGGUGGUUGUAAAAGGAAGAAAAAUAUCUGAAAUAAUUAAAGUUAUGUCAAAAACAGAAGAAGAAAAGUUUAAAUUUUUUUAACUUUUUCUUUGCAUGAACAAGAGUCAAGAGAGAAGGGACUGUAAAUGGUUUGUGUUUGGAAAAGUGUGUUUGCUUGUUUUGGAAGAUUCCUUCAAUGAAGUGGCUCGGUUUUUGGGUUUGCCUUGUUUUUUUAGAUUAAGGUUUUGAUUUUGGUUCUUUUGUAGAUUCUGGUCUCUUGUGGUUUGUAUACGGUGGUUUUUUUCAAAGAUGAAACUGAAUACAAUGGAAGAUUUCUGUCAA
Lathyrus oleraceus (garden pea) is the source of this 994-nucleotide messenger RNA. Its product is annotated as FCS-Like Zinc finger 2. The record is from RefSeq and is a predicted model, not a curated record. The coding region runs from base 164 to 670 and encodes 168 amino acids. The transcript is spliced from 2 exons. Lineage: Eukaryota; Viridiplantae; Streptophyta; Magnoliopsida; Fabales; Fabaceae.